UCAAAAUACAUGCAAUAUUAUUAAGAAUGUUAUUUAUAUAAAAGAAUUCUUGUAAAAAAUUCCUUGCCCAUAUUUGAGAUCUUCUCUGUCAUGGAGAUCGUCAACUUUAUGACAACUAUGUUCUUCCUCUUUCUCCUUGCUACCCCUUCAAUGGCUUCUUCUGAAGGUGGAUCAUCUGAAUAUAAUAAUGGUGGGAUAGAUGAUGAUGAUGAUUCAUCGUCAUCAUCAAGAAGAUAUGAUAGUGUUUAUGAAAUAGAUUAUAGAGGACCAGAAACUCAUUCGUCUCAUCAUAUUUCUCCACCUGAUCACUCCCAUGGAAGAAGGCCUUGGAUCAUUCAUCAUCAUCAUAAUCAACUUCUUCAACCCAAACAGCAAACUAAUUCUCUCAAUCCUACUCCUCCAUAACCCACACAAUAUAUAAAGGUUCUUUCUUUUCUUUUUUUUUUCUUUUUUUUUUUUCCCUUCCCAGCUUGGUUUUUUUCCUCCAUUUAUUAGCUUAGCUAGGAAUGGUUUCUCAAUUUAAAAUAAUAAUAAUAAUAACAAAUAAUAAUAAUAAUGUUUUUGGUUUUGGUUUUUGAAAAAGUAUUAAGAGUU
Molecule: messenger RNA, 594 nt
Organism: Cucumis melo (muskmelon)
Lineage: Eukaryota; Viridiplantae; Streptophyta; Magnoliopsida; Cucurbitales; Cucurbitaceae
Exons: 2
Coding region: 91-405 (104 amino acids)
Source: RefSeq, a predicted model, not a curated record